Molecule: messenger RNA, 1216 nt
Organism: Sycon ciliatum
Lineage: Eukaryota; Metazoa; Porifera; Calcarea; Leucosolenida; Sycettidae
Product: RAD52 motif-containing protein 1-like
Exons: 6
Coding region: 116-1138 (340 amino acids)
Cellular component (GO): nucleolus
Molecular function (GO): RNA binding
Source: RefSeq, a predicted model, not a curated record
UACGAUCUACAGACACUGAGCAUGAGACAGUCCUGCAAAUGCAAGAAAUUCAAAAAACAUCAUAACAAUAUUAUUAUUAUUAUUAGCCACACUUGUGGAAUGAGUUGGCACCGGAAUGACGACCUGUUGCGAUGAAGGCCAGGCAGAGGUAAUAGAAUUCCUGCGUCCGGACAGAAAUGACCAGAAUGUUUUCGUCACUAAUUUACCGAAAACCCUGACAGACUCAGCCAAAUAUGAACAGCUGUCGUCAAUCUUCUCCCAGUUUGGGCUGAUUUAUGAAGUCCAAGUAUUAGAAUCUGCUUUCCCGGCACCUGAGCAAGGUCUGGAGGAAAGCUCUUCCACUGGUGCUGAUUCAUCCGUCAACAAAGGCUCGAAGACUGGCGACGAGCCUGCCUUCUGUCACUAUGCCUUUGUCACGUUCUACUCGGCACUAGCUGCUGCCAGAGCUAUUCGAUCACUACACCAGCAGUGGAUGGUUGAUGGGCAUGUCCUGCGGGUGCAGCGAGGUGCAUCACAGCAAGCGCCGGCACGGAACUCCGUCCAUCUCUACGUCUCGGAGUGCAGGAAACUUGCCAACCACUACCUGGGAUUCAACGGCUGGUCUUCCAAGAUCAUCAAGCUGGAAUCAUUUUCAGUACCAGAUGCGGCCACACUGGACUUGUUGGCAGACCUGGCUGAUGAGGCCGAGGACAGUGCCACCUUCGUGCCUGGCCAGGAUCAGCUGUGCUACUCGUGCGUCAUGCAGCUGACCUUUCCUCAACACCACAUCACCUGCCAUGGCUGUGGUACGGCCACCGUUAGACCACCAAAGGAUGAUGGUAUUGCUGGGCCAAUCGUGUCGGCAGGUUACGCAAAAAAGGCUGCCCUGCAGCGUGCCACCGAAGAUGCGUUCAGUCGCAUCGUGCUGGUUGUGCUGCCUUCUGGCAAGGUAGCCAUCGAACAGAUCAGAGAUGACCCACCUGGCUGUGCCGUAGUGAGCAAUGACAUAACUUCAUCUGUUAUUGAAGUCAACUGCCUGCCAGACUGUGAUGACAGUGACGGGGAUGAGGAGCAGGAUGGAGACUGUCAGGAUAGUCAAGCCAAAGCAGCAGGACGUGGCGAUGACAACACCGAAGGCGAUACAAAUACAUGUACAUAACAUUUGACAAUGGUUGAUUUCUCAAUGUACACAUUUAAAAAUGCAAUGAUACUGUACCAUAUUCCAUCAACCAGUGAA